Spodoptera exigua (beet armyworm) is the source of this 903-nucleotide messenger RNA. The record is from the annotation of a GenBank genome assembly. NCBI's taxonomy places the organism in Eukaryota, Metazoa, Arthropoda, Insecta, Lepidoptera, Noctuidae.
AUGACAAUGUUUAAAGAUGAACAGAUAAUUUUCUCAUCAAACUUCAAUAUCACUAAACUCCUAGUCCCUGCUGAUGGUCAGAAAUACUUUCAAGCAGAAUCUUCAGACAUCCCUUCAAUCUUCUUUACCGUAGCAGAUCCAAAAUCUGAAGGAGGCAGCUGCAUCUACGUUCUAGAAGGAUUUGCAGCUUACGAAAUACUGGAAGGAGGGAGAGACUCCACAGCAGAUUAUAGCUUCGAAAAAAACAUUUAUUUCGGUGCCAAAGAUGGUCUUUACAAAUAUCACCCAGACACUUUGUCAGCUAAAAAGUUCGGUCCGUUCACAGACGAUAUUAUUCAAUUACAGAAAGCUAAUGGAAGUGAUACCAUUUAUAUACUCAACGUUGAACGUAAACUCUAUAAAAUAGAAAAAAAUGGGACGGUGAAAACGAGGAUGCAAAGUAUUGGUUGUGCUUUAGAAUUCGUCCUUGAUACUUCCAAUAAUAUCUAUUACGUGUCCUGUGGAGAUAGGAUGCCUCAUAUAGUAAAAAACGACGGCAAUGUCCUAAGUUUAACGGCUAGUGUGAUUGAAGAGUUCAAGGAAAUAAAACUCCUAAGGCCUGCGUUCAUAAUGGAGAAUUGUAUUCCGUUCUUUGGCGAUGGAAACUUGUACAUCUUAUAUUCAAAUGGUACUUAUGAGAAAAAGGAUUUGUUAAUAAAAGAGAAGCCGUCAGCGUUUAGUGUGGAUGCGGCCUUAUAUCUGGUUGCAGCGGUGAAUGGAAAGAUAUAUGAAUUUAAUGUUAUGGAAGUAUUAAUUAGAUCAAUGUUUGGUGUCACGACGGAAUGGCCAAAGGAUGUGACUAAAAUUAUCAUGUCCAUCAUAGAAACGGCGAAAGAUAGUAUAUUUGGAUUCCCUAAAGAUUGA